AUGCAUACCGGGAGUGGGUGCUCAAUUUGGAAAAGCGAGGACGCAAGGGCAAAUGGUCUGGAUUGCUGCAACUAUGAUCAAAUUAUGAUAUCGGAAUCGUAUGUGGUGGAGCGUUACGAUAGGAAAUUGAGAUUGAAGUAUUUAGAUGGUACUGAAAAAUCGCCAAGUCGAAGACGAAAGACAGAUGUAUUGCUGAACGGGGAGGAAAAGGAUGGGAAUUGUAAGACGGCGAUAUGCCGAGCACGAGAAAAUAGGAUGUGUGGAAGCAAGGAAGUGGCCCGAAAGUAUAGUAGUAUGACAGGCACAGAAUGGAUGAUGAGACUUGCAAAGGGUUUGACGGUAGCUUGGGAUACCAAGAGUGUUACUGUACAGUGUAAUCGAAUUGCCACGGAAUCGAUUGGAUGUGAAGUGAUUCUCCAGAGGUGCUUCAGACUUAAAGGUGGCUCAAAGAUGGCCAGGGCGUCUUGA
Sclerotinia sclerotiorum 1980 UF-70 is the source of this 468-nucleotide messenger RNA. RefSeq lists its product with no specific name. Bases 1 to 468 code for a protein of 155 amino acids. The transcript has 5 exons. NCBI's taxonomy places the organism in Eukaryota, Fungi, Ascomycota, Leotiomycetes, Helotiales, Sclerotiniaceae. The record is from RefSeq and is a predicted model, not a curated record.